Molecule: messenger RNA, 1626 nt
Organism: Exophiala oligosperma
Lineage: Eukaryota; Fungi; Ascomycota; Eurotiomycetes; Chaetothyriales; Herpotrichiellaceae
Exons: 2
Coding region: 1-1467 (488 amino acids)
Biological process (GO): DNA damage response
Cellular component (GO): nucleus; cytoplasm
Molecular function (GO): phosphatase activity
Source: RefSeq, a predicted model, not a curated record
AUGGAUCUCGACCCACCAAUCCCAAAAUACCAAACUUCGGACCCGACGAGUUUCGCGUACAAAUCGGCACGGGAGAGAUGGCCCGCCAUCAUCACGGGCGCCAUUGACGACGUCACGAGGAGCGUAUCUGCUCUGCCCGGCGACGCCGAGGACGCCGUCGCAGAGGGCAAGCGGAUUAUCUCGAGCUUGGGCAGUCUCAAGUACGAGUUGCAGCACGACCGGGCUCUCGUCGAGAUCGGCGACGACGGCCAAGCCGACGUGGGACUCUACAAUGACGAAUUGGCCGCGAGGGGCCGCGAGUCGGGCGGAGGGGUGGUCAAGUGGCACGGCGUCGAAUGGCUGUACGGCGAGUGUUACCUGUACCGGCGCAUCGGGGUGCUGUUCAGCACGGCCAGGACGGCGGCGUGGAAGGGUUACGACCCGUUUGCCAGGCAAAAGAUGGACACCUUCCGGUCCAGUCGGAACGCCGUGCUCGAGUUGGCCACGAGGUACCGUGAAAUCAUCGCCCAGAUAAAAGGAAGCGAGGACCAUCGUCACCUACUGGCCGCGGGGGACGAGAGCGACGAGGCCGAGGCGGAAAAGACGCUGUUCGUCGAGAUGGCCGAGAUUUGUCUGUGGGGGAACGCCACCGACCUGAGUUUGCUCACCACGUUGACCUACGAGGACAUUCAAAAGUUGCAGGGGAGCCAGGCUCGCAGGGAGAGUGAGAAGAAUGUCAUCGUCAACGAUCUGGGAAAGGCUUUCGACGUUCUCAAGCGCGCCGAGAGGGAAGGCCACCAAAACAGACGAGUGGAUAUCGUGCUGGACAACGCCGGGUUCGAAUUGUUCGUCGAUCUCGUCCUGGCGGGGUAUCUGGUCGCGGUGGGUUUGGCGACCGAGGUGGUUUUGCACCCCAAAAGUAUGCCUUGGUUCGUGAGUGACGUUGUCCCCGGGGACUUUGCUGCUUUGUUGGACGCCAUGAGGGAUCCGGCGACAUUUUACGCUUCGUCCGAAACCGAGAGUAAAGGGUUGACGGAACAACAAGAGAGUGACAUCAAAUUCUUGUUUGAAGAUUGGAAGAAUCUACACGAAGAUGGGAAGUUGAUUUUACGCCCCAAUCGAUUCUGGACUCACGCGGGUAGUUUUUGGCGGAUGCCAAAAAUCGCCCCCGAGGUCCUUGAGGAUUUGAGGGAAAGUGAGUUGGUCGUGUUCAAAGGGGAUUUGAAUUAUCGAAAAUUGACCGGUGACGCAACAUGGCAACCGACGACACCAUUCACCGACGCCAUCGGUCCACUCGGUCCUGGUUCAGGAUUGAGGGUUCUCGCAUUACGUACGUGCAAGGCAGAUGUGGUGGUCGGAUUACCAAAUGGUAAAGACGAAGAAAUCCGUGCCAUGGAAGGUGGUGGUGGUGAUUCGGGAGCGAGAAAAUGGGCUUGGAGUGGUAAAUGGGCAGUUGUACAAUUCAGUGAUGGUAAAGGCACGACUUAGCCUUGGAGUACGAGAAGUACUAGGUCUCAGCCUGAGGAUACAAAGUCCAACGAAAUGGAAAGAAGACGAAAAAGAAUAGAAAUAGACACUUUGUUUAGGAAGUGAUGAUGAUGAGUCCGAUGCCGUGGAUACGUAUGAUAUACUCAUGUUCAUCAAAGC